Molecule: messenger RNA, 1112 nt
Organism: Tripterygium wilfordii
Lineage: Eukaryota; Viridiplantae; Streptophyta; Magnoliopsida; Celastrales; Celastraceae
Product: disease resistance protein RGA2-like
Exons: 2
Coding region: 1-1077 (358 amino acids)
Biological process (GO): defense response to fungus
Molecular function (GO): ADP binding
Source: RefSeq, a predicted model, not a curated record
AUGGUACACAUGAUCAACUCGUUAACUCAGCAAAACCGUGGUGACUUGGAUCCUGACCAACUGCAAACUUUGAUUCACGAAAAGCUGAAUUCUAAGAGAUUCUUACUCGUUUUGGAUGAUAUGUGGAGUGAUGAUCGCCAUAAAUGGGUUGAAUUUAGGGAUUUAUUAGAGGGAGGUGCCUCUGGAGGUAAAGUUAUUGUCACUACACGUAGUACCUCGGUUGCAACAACUGUUGGCACUGUUUCAGUAUACAACUUGAAGGGAUUUUCUCAUGGAGAUUCGUUAUCUUUGUUUAAGAAAUGGGCUUUCAAAGAAGGAGAAGAAGAAUAUUAUUCCCAUCUCAUGGAAAUAGGGGAUGGCAUUGUGAAGAAAUGUAGGGGGCUUCCUUUAGCCGUGAGGACAUUGGGGACUCUCCUAUAUUCAAACACCGAUGAUCGUUAUUGGGGAUUCAUACGAGAUAACGAGAUAUGGAAGUUGGAGCAGAAGGAAAAUGACAUUUUACCUGAGUUGAGGGAUUCGACAUCUCUAAAUCUUCGACACACAGCUGUAGUACUUGACCAAGAGGUUCUUAAUUCUGUUCAAAAAGCAAACAGUUUGCGGACUAUAAUUUGUCCAUUUAAUGCCCAAGGCCCGGCUAGUGAAUCCUUUCUUAAUACAUGCACCUCUACAUGUAAGUUUUUAAGGGUGUUGCAUUUAGAAGGGUUUUCUUUUGAGGUAUUACCUCAUUCCAUUGGUGCUCUGAAGCAUUUGAGAGAUCUCACCUUAUCUGGAAAUGAUGGAAUCAAGAGAUUGCCCGAUUCCAUAUGCAAGCUCCAUAAUUUGCAUUCUUUAUCACUUGGUAAAUGUUCAGCGCUUGACGAGUUGCCGAGCAACAUAAGAAACCUGGUUAAAUUGAGAUUUCUGGAGAUGACAAUAAAACAGAAGCGUUUACCAGAGAAUGGAAUAGGGUGCUUAACAUCUCUUCGGGGUUUGUCUAUUGUAGAUUGCACCAAUCUAGAAUAUUUGCCAGAAGAUAAGAAAAAUCUCAGAUCCUUGCGUAUAUUGAACAUUUGGAACUGUAGAAGCUUGAUUUCCUAGCCACGCAACCUGAAAUAUUUAACUGCAUUGGAGAC